Diorhabda carinulata is the source of this 6634-nucleotide messenger RNA. RefSeq names its product mothers against decapentaplegic homolog 6-like (gene Dad). NCBI's taxonomy places the organism in Eukaryota, Metazoa, Arthropoda, Insecta, Coleoptera, Chrysomelidae. Bases 281 to 1315 code for a protein of 344 amino acids. The record is from RefSeq and is a predicted model, not a curated record. Gene Ontology annotation, cellular component: heteromeric SMAD protein complex. Gene Ontology annotation, biological process: transforming growth factor beta receptor signaling pathway; anatomical structure morphogenesis; regulation of transcription by RNA polymerase II. Gene Ontology annotation, molecular function: I-SMAD binding; transcription regulator inhibitor activity. The transcript has 6 exons.
CUCACUUUGCCGGUCGGUCCACGAUAAACGAACUCGUCGCGGUCGUGCCCACCACCGAGCAAGGCAAACAUCCAACCAAGCGCGGGCCAGUCGACGACAAAACGUCAAGCGCGAAACAUCGGAAUAUCGGAAACGGCGGCGUAACCGCGAGUCUCGCCAACAAGUGAUACAACAGAGUGCGAACGGUGUGUGGUUAGGUGUUGGAAAAUAAAAAGUGUGUGCGAUAAUAAUAAUAGUGGCCCCCAAAUGCUUACCUUGCGCGAAAACAGAAUCGUCUUUGAUGUUCAUGUUCCGCAGCAAGAAGACGAACCUCAUUAGGCGCCUGGAGAAGGCCAGAAAACGUCGAGGCAAUGAAACCAGGCGUUCGGUUGAGGAAGAAACGGAAAUCGCCGUCGGAAAUAUUUAUAAAAAACUCCAGGAGAAUCAAUUAGAAAUGCUAUUGCGAGCCAUAGAUACGAGGGGUCACGAUUUGAGUAAUUGUGUUUUGUUACCGCGGACACACGGCAACGGCGACGAACCACACGUGUUGUUCUGUCAAAUGUGGAGAUGGCCGGAUUUGAGAAAGGGCACUGUACUGAGAAGGUUGCCGAUGUGUAGAUCGGCAUGUGAUCUUGUCUAUGAUUGCUGUAAUCCUUAUCAUUGGAGUAGAUUAUGGCAACCUGAAAUACCACCUCCCCCGUAUAGUCGAAUAAAUACGGAGCUAUUACAACCCGAAGAUAGAGCUCCAAAAGAAGUUCCUCUAGUUUGUCGAGAUUCCUUUCCUGGUUCGCUUACAACCAACGGAGAUUCUGUGAAUCCCCAAGAAUGGUGUAGGUUAGCGUAUUGGGAAUUAUCCAAUCGAGUUGGUCCGCUUUUUCCUGUAGAACGUCCGGAUGUAAAUAUAUUUGGAAAAGUAUCCCAUCCCGAUGGUCUUAGUUUAGAAACUUUAGCUCAACAUAGUUUUAGUCCUCCCAAGUCAGCCGUGGAAAAAGCAAGGUGUAAAAUUGGUUUAGGAGUAACGCUAUCUCGAGAAGGUGAUUGUGUUUGGAUAUAUAAUCGUUCAGACAAUCCCAUCUUCGUCAAUUCUCUGACUUUAGAGGACUCAAAUUAUCCAUUACCUACGAAAGUACCUGCCGAGCAUUGCCUUUGCGUCUAUAACCUCAAAAAGGCUGCUCAACAAAAUUUUGGAUGGAAUUACACUCAUCCUCAAAUAGGACCCGUCGAUCCGAAUUCCAUAAGGAUAAGUUUUGUGAAAGGAUGGGGUCCGAAGUAUUCCAGGAGAGAGAUUACAUCUUGUCCGUGUUGGUUAGAAAUCCUUCUAGCGCCCUGUAGGUGAUUAACAACCAUCUUAGGGUGCCUCAAAAGAAUGGUGGACUUUAAUUUUUGGAAGUGUACAAAAAACAAUAAAAUUGUGAUUUUUUAAAAGUCGCUUAACUAUUAAGUCUGAUAAAAAAUUUGCUUCGUGCACAUUGGAGGUGUAUUCCGUGGUCGAAUUGUUUACUUCCGUCCGGUUUUUGAAUACAGGUUAUCCCAACGGUGCGAAAAUAAACGUCUGAUUUAAAAUAUUUUCUCUUAUACAACAAAAUUCAGUUAUAUUAGAUCUGAUAUAUGAAAUUUCACAAAUAUUGUAAUCGAGACGUUUAUACGAAGUUUUUUAGGGGUUGAUUUGAAAGUGGGAUGCUUGGUAUAGGCCAGUUUAGGCUUUCCGAUAAUUGCACCAGAGGUUCGUUCUCUGUGAUUAGAAAUUCAGAUGGUCUUGAAAGUCAAUUUGAAAAUACAGUAGACUCUCUAACAAAACCGAUGUAUACAGAUCCUUUAAUAAGUCAAUAGAAUAAUAACAACAUACAGUAAUCUUUCAACGUCUUCCGUUGCAAUGACUUCACUUUAUCUUGCAACCGGGGAACAUUAUUUGUACCUAAAGGAUCAUCUUCGUGGUGAUCCAAGGCCUAUUGAGGAGUCGGGACAGGUUCUGGUUUUAGAUCAAAUUCCUUUUGGUCACUAUUUUCAUCUUUAUUCACAUGUACAACAUUGAGGAUCUACCUCCAAGGCUUUGAAAGUUUUCUUUUCACUUUAACAGUCAUGUUAGCUACCACUAAGACAAUAAUUCUUUCCAUUGAUAAUUUCCCUCUUACAUACUUUACUAAAUUGAAUUCCAAAUUUUCUUGUCAUCAGCAUAGGCCAAGUUCUGUUGAGCAGAGUGCCUCCCCUAUUAACUUCGAUGUUUCUGAUGACUCGUUCCAGUGUCAAUUUGAAGACGGUCUGAGAGAACUACUGUAUCAACGUUUUUGUAACGAGAUUUUGAGACGAUCUGGAUUUCCAAAAUAAUAUUGUUGAAGAGCUUUAAUUCACCAUUGUAAUUGUUCUUACAAAUAGGUUUAAAAUUUUGAGAUUGUCAUUUGAAAAUUUUCUUCUGUAUAAUAUAUAUAGAACGUGCCACUACAUCGAGGUUUUUUUUAUAUAUAUUUUUUUAUGUCUCUAAUCUUUUAUCAAACAUCACAACUAAAAAUUAACAUAAUAGUAAGUUCUACUAGAACAUCGAGAGAAUAAGUAUUUUAUUUAACAGUAUAAAAUUUAAAUUUUCCUUAUAUUUGAUUAUUAUCUUUCAGUAAAUCUGGGCAAGCUUGACAUGAAGCAAUUUCUUGCAAGGUCAAAAUAUUGCAAAUUAUUGAAUCUUGCAAGUUGUUCGAUACUAUGCAAAGCAAUUUCAUGCUACCAUAGAAGCUUACAACCAUCUAUAUGAUAUAGCAAGUGUUGCCUAAUUCGGUUAGUCUUCCAGUUUAAUUUCAAAUAUUCAACUUCUUCCUGGGAGGUGCUAAACUCCAGCUCUUAUACCAUUUUUUUGGUAACCUGUGUUUUUUCACAUUUUCCCAACUGCUUUCUAGUCUUUCGACAUAAUCAUUCCAAUUUCUAACCCAUAUCACCACAUCCUUAUGCCCCUAAGUUGGAAACAAGAAGUCUAUUCAGGCUCAGUAUGUAGAACUGAUGUGAUAGCUGGACAAUAGUUUGGACUGUGUAUUAAAAAAAAAUUAAUAAAAAGCAGCUAUACAUUAAAAAUACCAACUGUAAACUUAUCAUUUGCCAUAAGUUGUUGCAACUGUGCAGAGGUUGACUACCAGUGAUAUUUUAUCUAUGGGGGUAAUCUGGUAGAUGCUGAGCUGUAAGAAGAAGAAGAAGUAGGUAUAACCAGAUCUGGGUUUGCUCUAACACAUAUAAAAAACCGUAAAAAAAUUUGAUCUACUGAUGAAUUUUUUUUUAAAGAAGUCACAUGACUAAAAUAAGCCAUGGUCGUCAUAAAAUAGCAUUUUCAUUUUAGAAUAUUUUGUUUCUAACAUUUUCUUUUCAAUCAUCUCCAUUAUUGUUUUUUCGGUAUCAAUUAUCUCAAAUAUCUUAUGAAAUUUGAGCUUCUAUCGAUUGAGCUGAUGUUUCCUCUAUUCAUUCCCUCUUAAUUGAUUUUGAUACCCCAAAAACUGAUACUACUACAUAAAAUAGAGACAUAGUAUUGACACAGUUCUUCAGUUUUUGGGUAAAUUUCAGAAUACAUCACCAUAUAGUUACUUUUUCAGGAAUCGAUUAUUAAUUCAUACGAAAAGUAAAUAAUUGAAACUUGAAAUUUUGAAACAUUGAAGCCCUACUAGUUUACAUUAAUCUUAAUAGAUGUUUCACCAUUUUCUCAGUCAAAGUAUCAGUCUGUAUGACUUAAGACGUAUGUUGAAAUUCUACUUAUUAACUUCCAUGGCCUUUGUAUUCUUUAAGGCCACUGGAACUAACCCUUCCGUGUGGCUAUUGACAUCUCUUGAAAAGGAUUAGUAAAGAAAAUGCUUUUAAAAUGAAAAGUAAGCAAAAAAAGAUCACUAAUUAACUAGAAGUUGACCUGUUAUUUUCUAGAUUCGUUUAAGAUCACAAAUCUAAAGAUUCAUGGAUUGGUUCGUAUCACAAUUUUGAAGGUUUGAUGUGAUUUCUAUUAUCUGCAAGUUCUAAUUCUAGAGAAAAAUCUAAUUACUGGUUCAAAACUAAAUAUCAGUUAUAUCAGUUGACCGAUUGAAGUACUUUUAUGAAAUUAAAUCUUCUGUGGUAAAUCUAAAAUUCUUAUCACGAUUGAUUUGUUCUCUUUUAUUGUGGAUAAUAAGGAUAAAGUUACCUACGAAAAGUUCUACAAAUGGAAAGGAUCGAUUUUGAUCAGUGGUAGCCAAGAUUCAAUAUAUGCAAUAUUUUGUUGCACGUCAAGCAGAAAUAAGAAAAAUUUUAUAGAACAAUUCAAGAAACAGUAAAUUAAAAUCUAAUAAGGGUACCAGUUGGCAUACAAAUAAGAGGAUAUAUAAAUGUUUUUUGUAUUUACAAAAAUUACAUGAAACAAUAUAUAAAAAACGUUUGAAAAAUUAUUUUUUGUGAAAUAACUACUUAUAUAUUUGAAAUUGAAUAAAUUUGAAACAUAUAUAGUUAUCUCAUGAUUCCUACUUUUCUAAAUUUUCUGUAUAUAAUCGUCAUAUUUGAAGCUCGAUUUUGUAACUGAAUUACUCUAAAUAAUGACUAAAUUAAAAAAAAAUUGUUAUAAAUAUAACCUCUAACCUGACGUAAAAACUAUUCUGCAAUGUUCACUUAUUUAAUAUAGGCACACACAUUCACUAAAAAAGUUAUAAACACGUUUACAAAAUCACUAUAAACAAUUAUUCAUUGAUUUUUAAACAGUAUUUUUUCAAUUAAACAUUAAAUAAACACACCACUACAACACUUUGUUUGCCAACCGGUAGCCAUCUUGACGUUGCGCUUGUCACAGUUAUCUUAACCUAAAAAAGUUUCAACCUUUGAAGGUUUAUUUAUUUGUAUUUUGGUGCUUCGGAUACUUUUUGAAGAAUGUCUGUGUAGUCAGGGACCAUGUUUUUAAAAGCAUUUUAAUUUUUUUAUAUUUUAAUAUUUUUCAAAUGGGGUAAACAGGAAACUAAGAAUUUUUAAAAUUGGAUGUAACUGAAGGUGGUUAUUUGAGAAAAAUGUUCGUCAAUAAUAAUUCCAUAACCCAUAAUCACUGUUUGAUUCGUUAAAUAAUUCGUUACGUUUAAAAAAAAAUAUGUUGUUUUCCUAUCAGUUUUUUCAAGGUUAUUCAGCAUGUAGUAGAAAGAAUUGACAUACAAAAGUUGUUCUAUAUGGAUUAUUUACGAACAUUUUCCUAUAAAUUUGACCAUGUUUAUUAUUUCGCUUAUAAUAAACCAUAUUUUUAUUAUUCAAUGUGUAAACUAGUCAUUUGAGCCUUAUAGGCUAGGUCCAGCCAUAUUAUAACUCAUCUUACACUAUAAAAAUUUCAUCUGAAAUUUUUAGUUGAUCGAUAUAAUUGCAAUUGGAUUUUUAUAGUGUAAAAUGCCUUAGGUAUUUUUUUUCUACAGUGUAUAGAGUGCCUUUAAAUAAAUAAUAAUAUGCAAUGUAAAAAAUCGAGAAAUCUAAUGUACUAUAUUGUAAAAAAAACUUACUUUGUCUAUUAAUCCAAUAUACAAUUUUGUAUAGUAUCUUAAUAAUUUUAAAAUUUUGAGGUAUGCUUUAUGUAUGUUUGGUUAACUUAAUGUUUUUGUUUUUUUUUUUAUCUGAAAAGUCACAGAAUUCUUGGACUUUUCCUAAUAAUUUCAUAGAAAUUGAAAAGUUGCAAAUAUUCAAUAGCACUUGUUUGAAAUUACAGAAAGUUGAAUUGAAAUUCAUUAACAAAUUCGAGAUGUACGAACAUGAAAAUCAUUUUUAACAAUAAUUCGAACUUCACGAGAAACUGAUUAAAUAUCUUCAAAAUUAUACUGUAUUAUAUUAGCUUUGUUCGAUGUAGAUAUCCUGAACGUGUUCUGUCAUCAGAUUAAUGCACAGUUUUAAAUAGUGCGUUGGCGGUGCUAAUAAACCAUGUUCACGAUUUAAAAUCCUGUUUUCGUGGAACACAGAUUUCUAAUUCUGAAGGUAUUCUGAAUACGUCCAAUGUAUCCUUGCAUCUGAGUAAGAAUUUUCAAUCCGGCUCAUGUGCAUUCAUCCUAUUUGACACUAACUAACCUUUAACCUAUGUGUUUUUCUAUGUACUUGUAUUAAAAAACAUGGUAAUUAUAUAGUAAAGUGAAUAUUAUAUACAUUUUAUUCUCCUACUAGUUUUGAAUACAAAUUAUAAUUUUAGAUCUUCAUAAAAUCGUUUGUGAAGAAAUGUAUAAUCAGAACAAAGCACGCACAUUUGACACGUUCAGAAAUAUUCAGAAUACAUUUGGAAUGUGUUCAAAUUAUCUACCUCAAACAAAGAUAUUGAAAUAGUGAAACCUUUUGUCCUGUGUCCUAAUUUAUACCAUUCAAUAUACCCUUUUGUAUUUAAAAUAUGCCAUUUGUUAACAUUAAACCGUAAUUAGGGCGUCCUAAUUCAUAAUAAUAUAUUUAUACUGCUCUAGUAAAAUUUUAAUGUACUUCAGUAAUAUUUGCAAUUUUUUAGGGCGAUAUUUGGUAACAGUCUAAAAGACUUUAAAUUCUAUUUUAUUUAUGUAAUACUCACUUUUAGAUUUUUGUUGUUAAAAAUAUUAAGAGCUAGACAAUCAGAAUUCUAAAUCUAGAAAAAUGUGUAAGUAUUGUACAGAAAAAUUCUACAGCACUAAAAAAAGGAUAUUAUCAUAUCCUUCAAGUAUAAAUAAAGAAAUUAAUUUAUAUAUAAAAA